Knipowitschia caucasica is the source of this 513-nucleotide messenger RNA. The record is from the annotation of a GenBank genome assembly. Lineage: Eukaryota; Metazoa; Chordata; Actinopteri; Gobiiformes; Gobiidae.
AUGGGGGUCCAGGAGGAGCAGCAGCAGGGGCUCACUGUGACUACCAGGCUCCGGGAGGGAGACCAGACCGGGCCGACGCGCCUGGUGGACCUGUUGCGUCCGGUCCUCCUGCUCCUCACUACUGAUCCCUCCUGCUCCUCCUGCUGCUCCUCCUGCUCCUCACUGAUCCCACCUGCGCCUCCUGCUCUCCUCCUGCUCCUCACUUAUCCUCCUGCUCCUCACUGCUCCUGCUGCUCCUCCUGCUCCUCACUUAUCCUCCUGCUCCUCACUGAUCCUCCUGCUCCUCCUGCUGCUCCUCCCUCCUCCUCACUUAUCCUCCUGCUCCUCACUGAUCCUCCUGCUUCCUCCUCCUGCUCCUCCUGCCCCUCACUGAUCCUCCUCGCUCCUCCUGCUGCUCCUCCUGCUGCUCCUCCUGCCCUCACUUAUCCUCCUUCUCCUCCUGCUGCUCCUCCUGCUCCGGUCACUUUAUCUCCGCUCCUCCUGCUCCUCACUGAUCCUCCAGCCCCUCACUGA